AUGGAUCUGGAUUAUGAGCCUGUGAAGACCAGCAAGGCGGCCCGCGGCAAAGUCACCGGCGGCCAGUCCUCUGAUGGUAAAGUGAAGAAGCACUGCUUGAAGAAGGUGACCGGCGGCCAGUCCUCUGAUGGCAAAGUGAAGAAGCGCGGCGCCAAGUCCGUCAAGACUGAUGAUGAUGACAUCUUGCUGAAGGACCUGAUUCAGCAGUCGAAGAAGGACAGGCCGGAGUCGAGCCGUGUAAAAGGAGGGAGCCUCCGCUUGGGGUCUGAUUGCGCCGGCGUGGGCAGUGAGUUCCUUGCGCUGAAGAUGAUCAUCGGGGAUCGCGUGAAACUCAGGACAGUUUUCGUUUCGGAGAUCAACCCUGAGAAACGCAAAGCGCUUCUGGCUUUGCAUGAACGCUAUGAUGACAAGAUCAUCUACGAGGACAUGGCCGAGAGGGACGUGGAGAAAGCUCCAUCAUGCGACAUCUACUGCGCCGGACCCCCAUGCCCAUCGUUUUCCUGUGCAGGGAAAGGAGCUGGCCUCUCAGAUGCCAGGGGGCGAGUUCUGCUCUCUUGCGUCGAGUACAUCUUGUGCAAGCGACCUGCCUUAUCGGUCAUCGAGAACGUUCAGGGCCUUACCACAGGCAAGCAUCGGAAGAUCCUCGAUGGCAUCACUACAGCCCUCAAGAAUGCAGGCUACCGCGUGAAAGCCGAAAUUUUGAAUUGCCAAGCGCAUGGGCUUCCUCAAAACCGGCCCCGGGUGUAUAUAGUUGCCACAUUGACGUCGGCAGUGGGUCCGAAGUUCAAGUUCCCGGAGCCCAUGACGUUGCCAGCGAAUUACCUGGAGAGGUUCUUGGUUCAUGAUGUGGAGCAGCACACCAAGGUCAGCAAGGUCGCUGCAAAGAACAUCGAGAAACUCCAGCAACAGCUGUCGGGUCCAUCGGGUUCCAACAUCGUGCUCGAUGCUCACAGCGGCCGGGACAAAUUGAAUUUCAUGUACGACGUUUCCCCUUGCCUGACCAAAGCACGCAGUGGGUCGCAUGGACACUACUUGAUGAAGCACGCUCGGUUCAUGAACAUCUUCGAGAUCGGUGCCCUCCAAGGCUGGCCCAAAUCAAUUGUCCAGUUUAUGCAGCUGCAUGCCAGUGACCGCUGCUUAGGAACAAGCUUUGGAGACGGUAUGUCCAUUUCGGUUUUGUGCAGACUGCUUCCUAAUGCCUUACUAGCUUCUGGUGUGGUCCGGAAGAAAUGUUUGAAUCCAGUAUGGGAUCACAUUCCUGAAUGUGGACAGAUGCCCGGCGCCGUGUAUUCCAAGACCAGGCUGUAG
Molecule: messenger RNA, 1308 nt
Organism: Symbiodinium sp. CCMP2592
Lineage: Eukaryota; Dinophyceae; Suessiales; Symbiodiniaceae
Source: the annotation of a GenBank genome assembly